AUGCAAGCAAAAGCGGAAAAGUUAAAAUCUUCUCUGAAGACAGUGAAAAAAGAUAUAAUAAAACCAGAGAAACUUAAAUAUAAGCCACUUACUGGGAAGGUGUUUUACCUUGAUAUUCCGUCAAAUGUGAUCUCUGAAAAAUUAGAGAAGGACCUUAAAGAUCUAGGAGGGAAAGUGGAAGGCUUUCUUAGCAAAGACAUUAGCUAUCUCAUUUCUACUAAAAAGGAGGCAAAAUUUGCACCGACCCUUGGUCAGAUUUCUCCAGCCCCUAGCCCAGAAUCUGCCCAAAAUGGAGGUAACAGUUCACCUCAUCCCAGCAGCCGAAGAGAUCGACAUGAUGGCAAUUCAUUUAAGACAGCAGAUGCAGUACGAAUGAGCAGAGGAAAAUCUUUAGUUGAAAAAGCAAUCAAAGAGCAGGAAUUAAUUCCCUCUGGUAGCAUAUUAUCCAAUGCUUUGAGUUGGGGAGUGAAGAUACUUCAUAUUGAUGAUAUUAAGAAUUACAUUGAACAAAAGAAAAAGGAGCUCUACCUAGUCAAAAAAGCGAGCAGUUCUAAGGAUGUGGGAAAACGAUGUGCUGUGCAAAAGUCAAGAAGUGAGUAUUUCGGUAAACUGAAAAACCCAUUUGUGAAGGUGGAAGAUAGAAGUCGCCACUACCGACCAUUUUACCUGCAGUUACCCAAUUUCCCAAUUCUGAACUACUGUGUUCCAAAACCAUAUAGUCCAUUUGAAGCAGAUAAGAAGCAUCCCUGUGGUCAAAAACAAGCUCAGGCUAAGCAAAGAAACAAAACAAAUAGUGAAAAGGACUGUGGAACUCCUGUUCAGCUCCCUCAGAAGGAUAAAAAAAAGAGAGGAUAUUGUGAAUGUUGUGGGAAGAAAUAUGAAGAUCUGCAAAGUCAUCUUGAAAGUGAGCAGCAUCGCAGCUUCGCACAGAGCACACAGUAUCACGUGGUAGAUGAGAUCAUCUCCAAGUUUGCUUAUGAGUUUGUUCAAUACAAAGAUGAUGCAAAAGUAAUUGAAAGGACAAAAUGUAGUUCAGGAUAUUUUUCUCCUAUUAUUGGAAAAGUAGCUAAACCAGAUGAGCUGAAAGAACGACUCAAAAGACAGUGCUUUUCAUUGAAAAGUAACUCAUGGAAGGAUAGUACGAUGCAGGUGCUCAAGGUGGAUCAUUGGCCUACUGAAGUACACUCAAAUUCCAUGCCAGUGCCUCCCCCUCCUUCUGGAUAUGCCUCUUCAGUUCUUCACUGUCAUCUAUCCCAACUUUCAGAAGCAAAAGGUAAAUUGAGGAAUAAUGUUGAAAACAGUAAAACUGAUUCAAACAUAAAAGAAACUAUUCUGUCAUCAAGCUUCAUACAGCUACUGCCUCAGAAGGAUGACAAAGCAAACAUCAAGAACUUGUCUCAAGCUUCUGAGCCAUUCAGUAAAGAAAUCUUUGAACCAGAGGUACCUAGAAAGGAUUUGCAGAGCUUACAGGAAGGUGUGUGUUCAUUACAUUCUCAUACUCAAGGUACAGAUUUUACUAAAAAGGACAAAACCUUACCACAGCCCAAACGAAAAUUAAAUAAUGCAGUACUUCAGCCAGCAAAGUGUCUGAAGAAAAUGGAUGCAAAUCCUGUUUUGAUCAAAAAACAUCAUGAUUUGUAUGACGAUCAUCAACAGCUAGAGCACAAUGUUGUUCUGGAUAUGAAUGCCUCUGGUACCGCUGCAAGCAAGGAGCUGAAUGGAUGGGCUGCCAGCACAGCACCCAGUUCACCAUCUGGGAAGCUGCACAGAAAAGUAAAGCUUUGCUUAGGAAAACAUAAAAGAGAAAAAUGGAAACAGAACGUAGAGUUGUCUGGUAAGAACGCUGAUGGAUUAUCUAUGUCCGAAGAAAAGAAAAGUGCUUGUAGCUCACCGGUGCAGGCUUUACUGGAAUUAUUUCAAACAAGUGAGGUAAACUCAGAUUUUGGAGGGUUUUCAAGUUUCACUGAGAACAGAGAUUUGACGAGCAUAAAAGAUAUCUGGGAAGGGCCGAGCACAAAUGUUGCGUGGUCGCUAUUUUCCUCUUCAUCCUCUUCCCCAUUUAUUGGGUUUUAAUGGUGCUUUAUUUAAUACAAUGACUUUCAAAUAAAUUUGUAGAUUGAAGACUUUAUUCAUGGAAGCUUUAAUUCCUGUG
Tinamus guttatus (white-throated tinamou) is the source of this 2152-nucleotide messenger RNA. The record is from RefSeq and is a predicted model, not a curated record. Lineage: Eukaryota; Metazoa; Chordata; Aves; Tinamiformes; Tinamidae.